AUGCCUGUGUUCCUGUUGGGACUUCACAUCUCCGGUGUGAUGGUCAUGGACGGAGUAUUCAGGGAACGCCUACCAAAAAUAUGCAGUAAGGCACGAUUGGCUGGUGGUGAAUUACUGGGUGGUGUAUUGACACGGUGUGGUGAUGUCCGUCGUGUUUGUGCACCUCUUGGUGAGACACCGCUGGGUGGUGAUGAAAUUGGUGAUGAAGUGGGAAAAUAG
Arctia plantaginis is the source of this 219-nucleotide messenger RNA. NCBI's taxonomy places the organism in Eukaryota, Metazoa, Arthropoda, Insecta, Lepidoptera, Erebidae. The record is from the annotation of a GenBank genome assembly.